AUGUUUGCUUAUAAACACGGAAUCAGCCAGGAGGAGAGGAGGGCACCAAAGGAGGGCAGAGAGGAGAGAGCUCCUGGCAGCCGCCGGAGACCCCGCCGUGGGCACGGCACCGACAGUGCAGGACUGGCACAACGGCGUUUCUUCAUCGGCGACCACAGCUCGGCCAGCCCCGGGCCGGACCGCCCCGCCGGAGCACCGGAGGCUGUACGGGAGCCCCGGGUGCCCGACUGCCAAGGCCCACAGCACACCCGGCCGGCGGGGGACAGCCGGGACCCCGCGGUGCCUCCCGCCAGCGAGCACCGCGUGCCGGGACAGCCCGGCCCCGCACCCCGCCCCGAGCCGCGCUCCGGCCCCGCACCGCGGCCCAAGGACCCGGCCCCGCACAACACCAACCGGCGGCCCCGGGCUGAGCGGCGGGCCCGGGCCUGCGCCCGCGGGGCGGCUCCAGCCGGAGCUCCGGACGGCGGCGGCCGGGCCGGGCCGGGGCGGAACGCGGCCUGGCUUCCCCUCGGCCCCAGUAGCGGCGGCUCCGGCCGCCCCCGCCGCAGCCCCCAGAGCGGCCGCCCGGCCCCGCACUCGCUGCCGGGGACCGCCGGGCCCGCACAUCCCCGCCGGCAGCGCCCUAAGCCUGGGUACCCAGCGCCCGCGGCCCCGCCGGUCGCCCCGGGCCCAGCCCCGCCACCGAGCCCCGUUCGGCGGGGCCGCCGCAGCUGUCAAACCGCGGCCACCGGCGGGUCGAGCCCUGCCGGGCCGGUCCCGGUGCCGCUCCUGCGCCCUUACCGCGCGGCCUGCCCGCUGCGCUCCGCUCCGUCCCGUCGGCAGCCGGGCCCGUCUGUCGGCGGCGCCGCGUCACGCCGCGGGGCGCCCGGAGCGCCCGCCCCGGAGCCGGGCCCGGCCCAGGCAGGGGCGGCCGGGGCGGCCGCCGGGCCGCUUGUUUACGCCGCGCAGCUGUCAGCGCCGCCCGGCCCCGCCCCGACGGCCGCGCCACCGGCCCCGCGCGGCUCGCUCGGCACGGCCCGGCCCGGCCCGGCCCGGCCGCCGCUCCGCCGGGCGCCGCCGGAUGCCGUCACCGCCGCCCGCCCCUCCCGGCCCGUGCUGCGGCGCCGGGUCCGGCACCGACCCCCGGCGGCCCCUCCGCCAUGGGCACCGCCAGCAUCGGGCACGGCCCGGGGUUCUGCACGGCCUCUCCUGCAGCCGAGCAUGGGGCUGUCCGUGCCACCGGGGGCUCCUAUGCCAGCCCAGGCAGGAAAGCCGCUCUGCGCCGCGAGAGACCUGAGCCUCGCCGUGGCCCGCGCCACGCCAGCGGGAUUCCCAGGAGCUGCCCCAGCCCGGCCGCGCAGCACGGCGGAGCUCCUGCCCCCCCGGCAGCAGCCGGCCGAGGCUCCGGGGCACGCAGCAGCGCAGGGCUACUGGCCCUUGCUGCCCGGAGGCCGAGAGCCCGGCAGCAGCGCUCGGUGUGGCUGGCUGGCAGCGGGCAGCGCAGAGAGCCGGGCCAGGGCUGUUUGCGGCUGCCGGCGGCCCGCUCUGCCCGCUGCAGGGAGGAACGGCUCGGCUUCAGCAGCGGCCGCGGAUCCCCGCUCUGCCCCGCUGGCAGCGGGCACAGCGCACACGAACCAGCCCCGCUGUGCACCAGAGCGAGCGGCGUUUCCUCGGGCUGUGCGGGGGAACUCGGCACAGGAAUGCGCCAGACACAGGGCACAGGAAUGCGCCAUUCGCGGGACGGGAGACCAGCAGUGCCGGCUCAGACCCGGCCCCACUCGCCGUGUGGGGACACAGAGGGCGGGCACACAGGGACGGCCGGGCCUGCAGAGUCCCUUCAGACACGGCCGGAGCAGCGGGGCUCUAUCGCGGCGCUGCCCCCGCCGUCCCAUGGACGCCCGGCCGGUGCCUCCCCCUGCGACUGCCGAGGGAAAACCCCGCACGGUGCGGGAGGGAGCGGCCCCUCUCCCGGCUGAGGGCGGGUGGCGAAACGAGCGGGGACUCCGCUGCCCCCAGCCCCAGGGCCGAACGCAGGCACGGGCACAGCUCCGAGCGCCAGGCCCGUCCCCCGCCACCGACCCGGCCGAACGUCACUUCCGGCCCCGGCACGGUCCCCGUCGCGGCGGAAGCGGCAGCGAUUGCGGUUCCGGGUGA
Molecule: messenger RNA, 2133 nt
Organism: Oenanthe melanoleuca
Lineage: Eukaryota; Metazoa; Chordata; Aves; Passeriformes; Muscicapidae
Product: basic proline-rich protein-like
Exons: 4
Coding region: 1-2133 (710 amino acids)
Source: RefSeq, a predicted model, not a curated record